GUAAUUGUUGCGUGAUGUGCAUGAACCGAAGCGCGAGCAGCAAACAGCAAAGAAGAGAAGUGUCUAUGGCGAGUGGUGCUAGUGCGAUGCAGCGGUGCACCGUCGCUGCGAGGUGGUUGAUAAGAGCAACGUCGACGGAGACGCCGUCUGCCUGUUCCGGCGAAGCAGCUCCGAUACUGUGCGGUCGAGGUGAUAAAAAGACAAAGAAAGGGAAGCGAUUCAAGGGAUCGUAUGGAAAAUCUCGUCCGAAGAGAGAACAAAUGAUCGAGCGUAUGAAAGAUAAGGUGGAAGUUCCCAGGUCUACUCCUUGGCCUCUUCCUUUCAAGCUCAUUUGAUUUCAUUCGAUUAGAUUUGAUUCGAUUCUCACUACUCUGUUUGCGUUCCAAAUUUUUAGGGUUUUGUGUUCGUUAUUCGCGAUAUGUACUUUUAUUACCAUUUUCUAUUUCAAUGGAAUUUUUAGUUUUCGGCUUCA
Lathyrus oleraceus (garden pea) is the source of this 472-nucleotide messenger RNA. RefSeq names its product 30S ribosomal protein S31, mitochondrial. The coding region runs from base 15 to 335 and encodes 106 amino acids. Gene Ontology annotation, biological process: plastid translation. Gene Ontology annotation, cellular component: plastid; ribosome. The record is from RefSeq and is a predicted model, not a curated record. The transcript has a single exon. NCBI's taxonomy places the organism in Eukaryota, Viridiplantae, Streptophyta, Magnoliopsida, Fabales, Fabaceae.